UCGACGAGCUACUGCACAUAUCGUAGCACUUAGGCGCAUGAAGUGCGUCUACAGUAGUUAGACCAAAUAAAUAAAUACAAUAGACGCGUUAAAAUUUAGGGGAAGUUGUUCGACAGCUUUCGGCCAAUGAGGAGCGUUGGUGAUCCUGUAAGUGUAGUGAAAAGUUUGUGAAAAGUGUUUCUUCGCAUAAAAAAGGAAAUAUACUACAGUUAUUCAGUGAAUUGUGUUUCAAUUUCGAAAAGUGACAAAAUGAGUGAAAAGAAAAUUGAAGCAGAAUUGGAUAAAGGUCCGCGCUUUGGCAUACGCCAUAUUCAAACUGUACUGCUCUUCUUUUGCGCUACCGUUGCCUUCAUGAGUCGUUUGAAUAUCUCGGUAGCGAUUGUGGCGAUGACAAAUGCUGCUAGCACAAAUCCCAACUUUGAGGAGUUCGACUGGACGGAAAAACAGAAAUCCUACAUUAUAUCCUGCUUUUACUGGGGUUAUGUGAUCACACAAUUUCCGGGUGGCUAUUUGAGUCGACGUUUCGGCUCAAAGAUUGUGAUCGGCAUCAGUCUCUUCGGUUCAGCUCUAUGCACUUUACUCACACCUUUCCUGGUGCCAUGGGGCGGCUGGCAGGUUUUCUGCGCCUUACGCAUCGUACAAGGUCUCUGUCAGGCAGCUAUUUUUCCUGCUAUACACCAUCACAUUGCCAAGUGGUCGCCGCCGCACGAACGCAUUAUAUUCGGCGCACUGAUUUAUUCGGGUAUGGAUUGUGGCACGGUGUUGGCUAUGCUUGUAAGUGGCUUUAUAGCCAGCAGUCCGAUCGGUUGGCCGGGCAUUUCAUAUGUUUCGGCCGGUAUUUGUUUUGUCUGGUGCAUUCUAUGGAUAAAUUUGGGUUCGAAUGAUCCACCAUCUUCACGUUUUAUAACGAAAGCCGAGUGCGAGUAUAUUGAAACUUCAAUGAAACGUGAAGAGGAUUUCCAUAAGAAGAGAAUACCAAUACCAUGGUUUGCGAUGCUCACAUCCGUGCCAUUUUUAUCACUACUUUUAGUACUCAGUUCUCAAGCAUGGGGUAUCACCACUAUGCAAUCGCAAAUUCCCUCGUACAUGAAUGGGGUAUUAAAUAUGGAUAUUAAAAGUAAUGCGUUCUACUCGGCGCUACCAUACAUAGCGCGUUGGAUUAUGUCCUAUACAUAUCUCUUCUUCGGAAAUAUGGCGGUCGCAAAGAAUUGGCUCUCCUUGACGGCGGUACGUAAGAUCGCCAAUACGAUGGGAUUGUGGUUGCCAGCAUUUCUGCUGAUCGGCGUGGGAUUCCUCGAUGAUAGCAACAAAGCUUUGGCUAUUACUUUAAUGACGAUGAAUGUCGGCUUAAAUGGCGGUGCCACCAUCGGCUGUAUGCUCAGUACAAUAGACUUGUCACCAAAUCAUGCUGGUGUUGUCAUGGGGAUCAUAAAUCCCUUGGCAAACAGUAUGCCGCUGAUUACGCCACUGGUUGUGGGUGUCAUAGUUUCAGAUGUGCACAACCGCUCUGAAUGGCAAUUAGUAUUCAUAAUUUCUGCGGCUAUUUUCUUCAUUGGUAACUUGAUUUUCGUAAUUUUCGGUUCGGCUGAAACUCAACCAUGGGACGCUCCUGAUUUUUUGCGUAAGGAUAAUGUGGAAGAACCUGUAGCGGUGCCACCGAAGAGCACUUUUAAAGAGAUUUCUGGUGAUGAUGAUGAUAAAUAACAUAUCGAAGGUUGGACAUUGCAAAAUGUUAACUUUGCUGUCGAAAAACGAAGCUGUCGGAAAAAUUAAACUUAACGACUGAUAUUCUAUAACUGGACGGGCUUAAAUUAAGUCUGGUUUAAAAAUAGCGUUAGCUGUGAAUGUUAAAUUGUUUACAUUUUAUGUUAAGAUUCAGCUUUAAAACUUUAUACUUAAUAUAUUUUAAUAAUUGUAAGCAUUAUUAUUGGUUAAGUAAAGAUUUAUAUCAAACUAGCUUUUACCCGCGACUUCGUCCGGAACAUGAUAGAGCAAAACUCCCAGCAAAAGCCAUAAAAAAAUCACUAACUCAAUUCAGUUUUCCGCCUACUUCCUACCCCCUAAGUACGAUGAUGUGCUCAUUUUGAUCUUAUAUCCGUUUUUAGGUAACUAUCUAUUACCUUACUAAAUUUCAUCAAUAUCCUUUCAGCCGUUUAGACGUCAAAGAGCAAAAGUCCCAACAAAAAUGACUAAAAAUCACUAACUCAAUUCAGUUUUCUGCCUACUGUCUACCCCCUAAGAACGAUGGCGUGAUUAUUUAUAGCCUAUGACCAUUUCGAGGUUAUCAUCUAUCACCAUACCAAAUUCCAUCAAAAUCCGUUCAGCCGCUUAGGCGUGAAAAAGUAACAGACAGACAGAGUUACUUUCGCAUUUAUAAUAUUAAUAUGGAUUAGUUUUGUAAGAAUAAAUAAAAUUAAAUAAGGAGUA
This is a messenger RNA of Zeugodacus cucurbitae (melon fly), 2427 nucleotides long. Its product is annotated as putative inorganic phosphate cotransporter. Lineage: Eukaryota; Metazoa; Arthropoda; Insecta; Diptera; Tephritidae. Bases 250 to 1704 code for a protein of 484 amino acids. Gene Ontology annotation, biological process: transmembrane transport; monoatomic anion transport. The transcript is spliced from 4 exons. Gene Ontology annotation, cellular component: plasma membrane. Gene Ontology annotation, molecular function: transmembrane transporter activity. The record is from RefSeq and is a predicted model, not a curated record.